CAAGGCAGGAUGGAUCCAUGUUUUCAUGAUGUUUCCAGCAGAUUCUCAGCCUAGCAUCUGAGUGUGGAGCAGUUCUCUGGUUUCACCAGCAGAUGGCGGUAACUCGCCUGAAAAGCUGUAAAACUGCGAAGAGGAAGAAACGGAAGCUUGAAUCUUUUUUCUGCUUUUCUCUGCAGCAGCUCAGGAUGGACCUGUCCAGCCGGCUGGCGGUGUGGCAGCAGCUGGCGGAGAGCUGUGGACUCAGCACUGUCCAGCAGAGCGUCCAGCAGGUGUGGAUGCUGCUGCUGCUCUGCCUCGUCUGCAGACUCUGCUUCAGGCUGGGAGUGGGGUCGAGUGUGAAGCACGCGGUGUCGGCGUUGGCCGGGAUGUACGGCCUCUUCCUGUUCUUCGAGCUGCACAUGCUCUGGGUGCUGCUGCUCGGUGUCCUCUGUUACCUCAUCCUGCUGCUCAGCAGACACUCCAGCAGCAGAGGCCUCUUCCUCUCAGCUGUCAUCCUCGUCUACCUCCUCAUUGGAGAGUUACAUGUCAUCGACGUGGUGACCUGGCAUAAAAUCAGAGGCUCCCAGAUGGUGGUGGCCAUGAAGGCCAUUUCUCUGGCCUUUGACCUGGACAGGAAAGCCGUGGACAUCCUGCCCUCCCCGGCUGAGUUCCUGGGCUACGUUCUCUUUGUGGGCACUGUUGUCUUCGGCCCCUGGAUCAGCUUCUCCACUUAUAGGAACGCCGUUGAUGGAGCCAAACUGAGCUGGUUGUGGCUCCACACGUCCGUCUUCAACCUCCUGAAAAGCCAGAUCUGCCUGCUGGUGUCCACCUGCGUCGCCCCGUACCUGUUCCCCUUGUUCAUCCCGGUCUACGGGAACUCGGUCACGCAGAAGUGGCUGCAUGCCUACGAGAACGCCGUGUCCUUCCACUUCAGCAACUACUUCGUGGGUCACCUGAGCGAAGGGACCUGCGUGUUGGCUGGAGCCGGCUUCACAGAGGAAAAAGACCACACCCGAUGGAAUAUGCGGGUGGUGGAUCCCUUCAGCGUGGAAAUGCCCCGCUCCAUGGUGCUGGUGGUGACAUCCUGGAACAUCCCAAUGUCCCGCUGGCUGAAAACCUAUGUCUUUAAAAAUGCCAUGAAGCUGGGAACCUUUCCUGCCAUCCUGGUGACGUACACCGCCAGCGCCCUGCUACAUGUUAGUAAAACCAUGGAAACCAGUUCAAUACGCAGCAGACCAGGACGGGGCCUGAGUUUCCACCUGGGAGCCGUCCUGCUCUCGCUGGGGUUCAUCACGUAUGUGGAACACGUUCUGAGGAAGAAGCUUGCGUCCAUCUUCAGCGCCUGCAUCCUGUCCAGGCCCUGCAGCUCUGACUGCAGCCAUCAGCACAAGAAGAAUUAUUGGGUGAUGAUGCUGAACCUGAUCUUCAGCUUGCUGGUCGUCUUCCAUCUCACCUACCUGGGCUCCAUGUUUGAUCCUGGAAGCGACGAACUGGAAGCAGAAGAGGGUUACACAGCCAUCCAUACCAUCCAGAGGUGGUCCGAGCUGAACUGGGCGAGCCACUGGGUUGUGUUCGCUUGCUGGGUCUUGUAUCGUUUAAUUCAGUGACGUCAUUCCAGCAGAUGGGAAAGCUGACAGAUACUAAGGACGAUAUCACCCGACAGCCAGUGGACAUUAGGAUGGUUUUCUGAUGGGUCUGAAAGACGGAGUUUUACUUAAAAUCAGAGCAAAGCAGAAAUAAAUCUACUUUCUGAGUUUGUCACAUCAGAAACAAAAGUGUUAUUAAGCAUCUGGCCAAACACUGACCAGCCUAAAGGACCACGUGAACAAGAUUAAGUCUCACAAUUAUAAAAAAAGACCAGAGCUGUUAUUACCAGACCAGCUUGUCGAAGUAGAGGUGUUUUUAAUUAAAACUGCUGUUUAAUCAGUCAUGCAGGUGGCGUAACGGACACGUUUCUGUAAAAUCAGGUUGUUUGGAAGAGUUACAACAUUAAACUGCAGAGCUUGCAUUGUCAUGAGCACACCAGCGAAUGAGGAGACUCUAUCUGGUAGUCACAGAGGUGUUUACGUUAAAAUCCUUUAAAUAAAGUUAGAAACCCUCCAAAAACAACUAUCAUCUGGAGAAAAACUGAAUCCACAGAGCGUCGUCUGAUUGGUGUAGUCCUCAAACCUCCACCAUACAACACUCCAUAACUUCAGUGCAUCCGUGCUCAUGCACUCCCCCAGGAGCACGGUACAAUGUUUACCUCAAUCCACCGAACAUACAUCUGAUUCUCUGAGCUGGUGCGUUGCCAGUUCUGCCAUGAAGCCACGUUUCAGCUUCACUCUAACAAAAUAAACCAGGUUUCCCUUUUUCUCAUUAAUUAUCUGCAGUUUAAGUAGACUCGCAAAGUCUGCAGAUGUUGGCAUCUGGACACUGUUCCUGUGAGGAAAGCAGAACUGUUAGCUAGCUAGAUGCUAGUCUGAAGCUAGCUAGCUACUUGGUGGUAUAGAGAAUGUGUAUCUGGCGUCGCUGCGGCUUUGGCCACCAUGUUGAGGGAAUCCUGCGAUUGUUUACGUCUCCUUCCAAGCUGAUAAACAAUGAAUGAAGUUCAGGUUUAGAUGUUUCCACCUGCUUCAGUCGCAGACAUCAGCGUUUACCUGGUGUUUGGUGGAAGUUCCUGCACCUGUCAUCAGUUUAUAAACUGCGGAUCAUUAAAUGUUCAUGCAGACGUUUUAACAGAUGAGUUAAAACCUUCCAGUCUACAAACUGUCGGCUUCACCAUCAUAAAUGUAAAGUUAAUGUUCACCAAGGUCACCACGCACAGAACUGUGGGAUUGGUCCCAGAGACCGGUGGACAUGUCCCAGACACCGGUGGACACAUCCCAGAGACCGGUGGACACGUCCUAGACACCGGUGGACACGUCCCAGAGACUUGAGGAUACGUCCUAGAGACCGGUGGACACGUCCCCGAGACCAGUGGACUUGUGCAGAAACUUUUCCAGCUGAUCUGCUUCUGGCUGAACGUGGGUUGGAUAUAACGGACAGUUUAUGUGAGCAGAAGUAAAGAUGGCUGCAUUUUGAAGGUGUCAGCUAGAUGAACGGACGAUGAGAGAACAGGUGAGGUGGUUCACCUGAGAUUCCAGGUAGGAAGGCUUCCUGCUGCAGGGUUUUACAUCUGGAUGUACAGACUUUCCACCACCAGGUUGGGUAGUUUGUUCUCUGGUUAACUGUUUAUUUCAGAGGUUUCAGACUGGAACUGACACCACGUCCAGGUUUUUGGUUUCUUUUGUUCUUGUAAUAAAUAAAUAAAUCUACUUCCACAUA
Molecule: messenger RNA, 3285 nt
Organism: Melanotaenia boesemani (Boeseman's rainbowfish)
Lineage: Eukaryota; Metazoa; Chordata; Actinopteri; Atheriniformes; Melanotaeniidae
Product: protein-serine O-palmitoleoyltransferase porcupine-like
Exons: 13
Coding region: 93-1586 (497 amino acids)
Biological process (GO): Wnt protein secretion; lipid modification; canonical Wnt signaling pathway
Cellular component (GO): endoplasmic reticulum; membrane
Molecular function (GO): palmitoleoyltransferase activity; Wnt-protein binding
Source: RefSeq, a predicted model, not a curated record